Papaver somniferum (opium poppy) is the source of this 372-nucleotide messenger RNA. RefSeq lists its product as uncharacterized. The annotation marks the transcript as partial. The transcript has a single exon. NCBI's taxonomy places the organism in Eukaryota, Viridiplantae, Streptophyta, Magnoliopsida, Ranunculales, Papaveraceae. The record is from RefSeq and is a predicted model, not a curated record.
AUGAAUUUUCAACUGAAAAAUGGUAAGGGUAUUAAAUUCUGGUAUGAAAAAUGGUUGGUGAAUGGGUGUCUUAAAGAUCUUUUUCCAGUUAUAUUCAAAGCUUUUCAUAAUAAACAAGCAACUGUGGCUGAUAUGAUUCAUGAAAGCAACUGGAUUGGUGUGUUCAAACAUAGUGUAAAUGCUAAUGAACAGUUGGAGUGGGAUCUUUUAAGAAGAGAUUUUGGAAUUGUUCCUUUGCUGACCGAAGGUGAUGAUGAAAUUAAAAUUUUCGGAGACAACUUCUCAACUAAGGUGUGUUAUGAAGCUAUGGCAGGCACUAUGGAAGUUUGCUCGUUCAGUAAGCACCUAUGGAAGAAAACAAUUCCUGCUAAA